Messenger RNA from Alligator mississippiensis (American alligator), 6914 nucleotides. RefSeq names its product phosphoethanolamine/phosphocholine phosphatase 1 (gene PHOSPHO1). The record is from RefSeq and is a predicted model, not a curated record. Gene Ontology annotation, biological process: bone mineralization involved in bone maturation. Gene Ontology annotation, molecular function: phosphatase activity. The coding region runs from base 2312 to 3118 and encodes 268 amino acids. The transcript has 4 exons. NCBI's taxonomy places the organism in Eukaryota, Metazoa, Chordata, Crocodylia, Alligatoridae.
GGUUUACUCCCUUUUGGGCACCAUAAAUAGAGCAUAUUAGCAAGCGGCUGUAUUAAGGGAGCGUGCAACACAGACUUUUGUGCACAAGUUUUCUUUUAUUUCAUCCCCUGCAGCCCUUCCCCCACCUCCUCCCUCCCCCCGCGCACAUGCACCUUGUUUGUUCAUCCAUGGGGCUUUCUGGGUCAGGCAUUUCUGUGGGACUCCCACAAACCAGCUACCAUCUGGCCUGGUUUUUAUGAACGUUAAUAGGUAUUUCAAGCUGUACCAGAUCUUUGAGAGGGAGACUAGCGAAGCAUAGGCUAUAUUUAGCGGCUAUAAAUUAAAAUCCAUCUUGGCAAUUGAGACACGAAAUAAUAAUAAUUAAAAAUCACAACUGAGAAAGGAAGGUUAUUUUGCUGUAUGUGGGCAAACGUGUUUUUAAAUCGCCUUACAGAUAGCAUUGUCCCUGAAGGGCAAGGAACAUGCCACUAAAAAUUGAACCAACUUGACAUAUGCCUUCGUUUCCCUGGGAGGCAUCUACCACAUUCUGCCAAGAAAUAAGCAGUAUUAGACUUGAUGGUAAAUCAAAAAUGCUGCCAUCUUCCUUGUCUUGGUAUUUUUUGGUUGUUUUUUGUUGCUGUUUUUUAAAAAAACAAACAAACCCUGGUCUUGAUUUUAAUAUUUUGGUGACUUACUAUGUGAGAGACAUAAAAAUCUAACACAAUUACAAGCUGAGUUGACCUAGAGCUGCAGCAAAGCUGUUUAACCCUCCAGCACUUGUCAGACAGUAUCUGCAUUUGAGGAUAGGUUUGGGGUUUUAUUUCGCUGUUGAGCUAGACUACGUGAAAAUGCCAUUCCUGGUGAACCUGGGACAUGAUGUUUAAGUCUUAUUAUAAAGGACCAAAGUACAACUAAAUGAAAUAAUGUCCAAGAUUUUCAAAUGAGGGCAUUCAUUCCUUGUAGAUUAAGUAAAAAGUUUUUAGAGGUACCCCCAUUUACUUCCCGUUUGACAAUCCAUCAUUUAGGUGCUUUUCAAAAAAUGACCUGCUCUCUUCAAACGUGCCACGCACUCCACUGCUUCUGCUAUAGUUAAUGGAAGCUGCUUGAUAUUCAGCCCUUGUGAAAAUCAGACCUUUUACCAAAACUGGGAAUUUCAAGUCCUGGAAGGACUUGAGAGCAGAAAGCCCAUUGAGUUUCAGUGAGACUUGUAUUCCAAGAUCGUGUAGGUGCUUAAAAAAAUCUAACCCUAGCUCCAUGUUUACAUACUUAACAGUAUUUUAAAUAAAUAAAAAAUGUGCUUCCUAGGCCCUGUGCUCAUGACUCAUACACUUAAAAGACACAGUGCCCACUUGAACAAAAAAUCUGGAUGGUCACUUUUUGAAUCUCCCAUCCAAUGAAGCAGUCUAGUGAGUGGAAAGAUGGGUUUUUUUGCUCUGUCUGGGGACUAGUAAAUAGUCAUCUUUCUCUUGAUUUUGAUCUUAUUUGAGAAAGCAGCUGGCUUAACGGUAGAUCAAUAGCUGGUUCAGAAUAAACAAGAGAAAAGUAUGGCCUAACCACUAAAAGGAUAGAAGAGCACUUCAUAAGGCUAAAAGUCAAAACCUGACAAGGAGAGUAUAUGCAUGAGAGAGGGAAGGAGCACUGUUUGAGAGCUCCUGAGACAGGAGACUUUUAGCAGGAAACAUGUAAUCUCCAUCAUCUCACAUUCAACGCUUUAGAUGGACUCAAAUAACCUCGCUUCCCCCUCCCUUGAGCAAAGUCACUUGCAAGUUGGGAAAUGAGAGAAAGUUGAAUCAAGUUUGAUCUUCAAGGACCCAAUCCCUGCAUUUCAUAAGCAGUCAGAAAAUUCCUGCUGACGUUAAUGGGAGCUUUUGGUUCCCAAAGGACCUACAAGCUCUGAUCCUGUCUCCCAAUGUAUAGGAGAUGCAGGGUUUUGUUUAUUCUUGCAGUAUAUUUUUAUGACGUGAAGUAACCAAAAUGCGAGAAUAGAUUGUACAAGAACAGCAUGACUCAGAGCCCCAGGAAACAAUUGCACUAAAGUUCAGCACUCUGUAUUUUUUUUUCCCUCAGAAAAAUGUUAUGGCCUCCUAUGAUUCCAAAGUUCAGCGAUUCAGGACUGAAAUAAAGGGCUGAUCUUACAAAGACAUAAGCACAUGAGCUUUGAAUAAUGUUAGGAAGUACGGCCACUUUUAUUUUAUUUUGGAGGGACUACUUUUUUUACAGAAGGUGGAAGAACAUCCACACAGGAAGCAGCCCUUAGCAAUGAGACCAACUCAAAGGGAGCCUUAAACGGUAACAUCAGGAAAAGCGGUGUUUGGCGAGUGAUGUGCUAAAAAUGAAAAGGUGCUUUGAGGGUGUUGGGCUGCGAUGCCUGUUUAAGGGCGUCAGCAUGGCGGCCCCCAGGCCUGCAAAACACCUCCUCAUCUUUGACUUCGAUGAGACAAUCGUCAACGAGAACAGUGAUGACUCAGUCAUAAGGGCUGCUCCGGGACAGGAGGUCCCAGAACACAUCCGCCAAACCUUCCAGGAAGGCUUUUACAACGAAUAUAUGCAGCGGGUCUUUGAAUACAUGGGAGACCAAGGGGUCAAGAUGCUGGACUAUAAGACGGUCUACGAAAACAUCCCCCUAUCACCUGGGAUGCCGGAGCUUUUCCAGUUCCUCUCCAAGAAUCAAGACCAGUUUGAGAUCAUUCUCAUCUCUGAUGCCAACAUGUUUGGCAUUGAAUGUGCUUUGAGAGAGGCAGGCUGCUACUCUUUGUUCCGCAAAAUCUUUAGCAAUCCCUCUGGCUUUGACAAGAGGGGCUACCUCACCUUGGGGCCCUAUCACUCUCACAAGUGCCUCCAAUGCCCAGCAAACAUGUGCAAGCGCAAAAUCCUCACUGAAUACCUGUCUGAGAGAGCCCAGGAAGGGGUGGAGUUUGAGAAGGCUUUCUAUGUUGGGGAUGGGGCCAAUGACUUCUGUCCCUCCACGGCCCUGACUUCAACAGAUGUUGCUUUCCCACGGAAAGGCUACCCCAUGCACAAGAUGUAUCAGGAGAUGGAGAAAAAGCAACCUGGAGUCUUCCAGGCCACUGUAGUUCCCUGGUACUCAGCUAUGGAAGUUUGCCAGCAUCUUCAGGAGUUCCUCAAGAAGAAAUGCUGAGAAGGGCUCGUUGGUAUUAAAAAAGAAAAAAAAAAGGCUCUUGCUGUCCUGGAGGCAGCACCAAGGAGCAGGCAGGAAAAAGAGGGAAGCUCUCAGAAGCAUCUCAUUCCUCAGUAGCUAAGCUGGUGCCAUAUCUAGCUUUGCAGAGUUGGACUCAGCUUCUGGAAUUCUUAUCCUCCCUCUGCUUUUUUAUUUCUUUCUACGAAGUACUUUCUCUGGGUUCCCACUUCUCCCCUCCCCACGAUCUUGACAUGAGGUCUUCUCUAUGCAGUUAGCAAAUCCAUGCAGAAGGACAGGCAUGUUGGCAAAUUUAUUUUUGCUUUCACUUUGAAUUCACUUAAAAUUAUUCUAUUUAAAAAAAAAAAAAAUUCACCAACCAACUUGUUCUCACAAGGGCCAAAGUGUAUGCAUGCUUCCAUUAGCUCCAAAAUAGAGGUCACCUGACCCACAACUCUAUCAAAAUAGUUGGGAUUGCCUACAGCGUUACUCUUUCAUCAUCAUCUUUAAUGCCUUUCUCUACAUGCCCCCUAGAUGAAACUGAAAGCUGCUUACAGUUGGCUGAGUAUUGACCCAAUAAUUCCUGAGGGGUCCUUGCCUCUUCAGGAGGACAGUGGAAAUCUCAUCUAGUGCAGCUUAUGCUGCUGAUAUCUUAUUGUGAGCACUCUCCCCCUGGGCUUGGGUUGCCACCAGCCUACCCCAAACCCUCCAUUCAUUGGCCUCUGUAGGAGGAGGGCGUGGACAUGGGAUUUGGUUCAGGCUGUGGGGUUUGGAGGACACUAUUCAUUUAAGUUUCCACUUGGAGGUUGUUCACUGGAACACAUUCCUAAGCAGACAAGAGUUUUGUAAGGAGAAAUGUGAGUUAAGCAUUUAAAUUGCCUCUUGAAAACCUUCCUCUUCCAGUUCCCAUUCUCAAGCCUUUCCCUCAGAGUAGCACAAGCUGCGCAUGGAGCCCUUAGAUUAAAACCCUGUGCCUGCAUUUUACUUUCAUUUCUGGGAUCACUUUCGUCUCCAGAGCCAAGACUACCCUGAUUGUCUCACAAGACACACUCUUCUAUAGUUAUAUUAAGCACAACACCAAGUGGCCCACCUCCAAAGGCUUUGAGCCAGAGCUGUUUUCCAGAGCAGAUGCUCCUCAUCUGCAUUCACUUUCCUGGUAUCAGGUCACAUCCAGGCCUACACUUGAUCCCAGAAAUGUGUUUGCUGAGCUUGCCUGAGUGCUGUCCUGCCUGAAUUGCACUUCAACAGCCAUCCUUUACAGCAGUUCAGCAAAGGCGGUUUGAGAUCUACAGCUGACAAGAGAUCUGUCUACAUAAGCUAAGUGCUGGUUCCUGUGGGUGUUGGAGCAGCAGUUCUCUGUGUCAUAGACAAAUCACAACAUCCUUGUUGUUAUAGCAGGGCUGAGCCAGCUUCCUGGCCUGAUUCUGAUCCUGAGAGGUGCUGAAACUCCCAUUGAUAUCAGUUGGAGGUAUGGUGCUUAGUGCCCCUUUGGGGUUAGGCUGCUAGAGGAUAAAAACCUCUCUCCACUUCCCAUUCCAGAGUCCUGUCCCAGGCAAUUGCAGUAUUAAUUGUCCCCUGUGAUUGCACUCUGCAGGGGUACCCACUCUGUUUGCCACCCUCUUAUUCUGGCUUUUCCUGGGCUGAUUGCAGCAUUAACUGCCCCCAAUGGUGGCAUCUACAGGGAUGACUGCAGUCCGUCUACUCCAAAGUAUUUCCCUCCUGCAGUUGCUCUGCACAGUAAGAAAUUAACCAAAGCAGCCCCAGCUUUUGCUCUCCCACCUUUUGUGGGUCCCCCACCUCUACCAUUUGUUCUUUCUCUUCUGCUCCGUCCAGUCAUGUGGAACUGAAAGCCAUGGACAUUUUAGAAACUCCAUAUUGAUGCUGGGUGCAACAUGUAUGUUUGGAAUUUCAUGCAUGUUAUGGUGGACAUUUAAAUGACUUUUUUUCCUCUUGUCCCUCAUUAUCUUAAAUAUAUAUACAUAUUUAUAUAUAUAUAACUAUCCAUAUAUAUGUGUGUGUGUGUGUGUGUGUGUGUAUGCAUCAGGGAGCAUACAACUAUUGUGGUUUCACUUUCUCAGCUUGCCCUCAUGGCUGCUGAAAGCGCAGGGUUGUGGCUUGCAGAUAAAACCUUCCAGCCUGUGAGCCCUCCCCAUGAAACCAGUGAUCUUUGAACAGGGGUGUGUGUGUGUGUGUGUUUCUCUGCAGGGACACAACAUCUCAGCCUCGCUGAGCUUCCCUGUGGAGCAGCUGCUAACAUGUCUCUGAGUUACAGACAAUAGAGGGCAGUAAGUGAUCUGGGAGUUUUGUCUGAUGGGACAGCUGAGCUGGGUUCAUUACUUGCAACUGAGACAGAGAAACCUGCAAUUUGUUGGUGUGAAGUGAAAAGGGGGAGGUGGAAGUGAACCACCAGGUUCUACAGAUAAAAACCAGAAUAAAAUAGGUUUAGGGAAAGCCCCUGUAGCAUACAGUGUCAGCUGUGAUGGGUGUACCACUGCACACUAGGCCUGUGCAAAGCAGCUAGUAUUUGCUUCAGGUUCGGAUUUGGCCGAUUUGGGGGACAGUGAUUUGAUUCGGUGAUUCGAAAAGCUGUCUUGAAUUGAUCUGGCCACUGCCAAAUAGGCCAAAUCUCCAAAUCUGAUAGGCCUCAUCCUCCGCCCGCUCUCCCAGCCCAGUCAAUGGCUGCCCUGCCUGGCCCUAGCUCCCAGCUCUUAAAAAAGACCCGUAGUCACCAGCUGCUAUCAGGUGGGGGGCAAUCCCUGCUGCCCCCCACUGCCCUGGGGUGUGUGGGGAGCUCUGCCACAAGCCCCCAGGAGCCCAGAGGCCACUGCAACGAUCAGUGAAUGGGGCCUUUUUUUUAAAAAGCACCGGGAGCUGGGGCGGGUGGGGCAGCCAUGGGGGUGCGGGGAGAGCGGGCAGGGGUCGGGGGGAGCUGGGGGAGCAGGCAGGGGAUGGAAAGCCAAAUCUCCUAAUCGGAUUAGCACCUGAAGCUUCGCACAGCCCUACUGCACACGUGUGAAUGUUGGGAUUGCAAGCCAGUGACAUAGGUGUGGUUGAGCAGUCUACAUGGGACCUGGGCUCCUGCCCCUUUGGGCUUCUUCAUGAGUAUGGCCUGAGGGAGGGGAGCCAGAUCCACCUGGGCCUUCUUCCUGGCUUACCAUGACUUUAUCCUCCUUACUAAAUCUCAGCUGGCUCAUCCUCCUGUGAAAUGGGUUUACUACAGAAGUGUAAUGGUGAAUGGAAGGGCAUGGGUGUGUGUUUGCAGUGGGACCUGUUUGCCUACAUUAGGUGCUAAAGGGACAGUUUGGGAUUGUAACUGCUCCCUGCAUCCACUGGCUUUCCCUGUAGAAUCCGACUCCGUGGGAUGAUGAUCAAUCCGAAAUCUACCCCACAGCCACCCAGCUGUCAUCAAGGGGGCUGAGUGCCUUACUUGACUGAGGAGAAGGGAAAGCAUUACAGGUUACAUUUAUGAUGUAACUGGUCAUCUGUAAUCUGGAUGGAUUUUCCUGUUGUCAAAUCAGCCACAGCUUGCACUUUCCUUUGUUUUUCUUCCACAUCCCUAGUUUUUGUAGCAGACAUCUUGUUAAUUUCUCAUUUGCUUAUGGACCAUGGAUGCAAAUAAAACAGGACCAUGGGGAAGCAACUGUAUAGGGCUGUGCUUAUGAGUAAUGGCUUUGGCAGCAGAUGAAACAGCUGGCUAUUUAGAAGGCUACUUCAUCUUUUGGGGUGGAGGUAAUGGAUAGUGCCUCUGUGUUACACUUGACUGCAAUCUGAGGACAUACAUGGUCCAAAAUAAUCAUCA